Molecule: messenger RNA, 3072 nt
Organism: Penicillium angulare
Lineage: Eukaryota; Fungi; Ascomycota; Eurotiomycetes; Eurotiales; Aspergillaceae
Product: mannose-ethanolamine phosphotransferase MCD4
Exons: 4
Coding region: 1-3072 (1023 amino acids)
Biological process (GO): GPI anchor biosynthetic process
Cellular component (GO): endoplasmic reticulum membrane
Molecular function (GO): mannose-ethanolamine phosphotransferase activity
Source: RefSeq, a predicted model, not a curated record
AUGGCGCGUCUAGGCCGCGUGGGCUUCCUCGCCCUGGCGGUGGUAUUUCACCUCAUUUAUACAUACUCAAUUUUUGAUAUUUACUUCGUCAGUCCGAUCGUGAGUGGUAUGCGAUCAUAUGGUGUCGAUCGAGCACCCGGUACCACUGCUCCAGCCCAACGUUUGUUCCUCUUCGUUGCCGAUGGCCUUCGCGCCGACAAGGCCUUCCAGGCUUUCCCGGAUCCCUCCCCCGAGAACCCAGCAGAACAAAGCGACGAGUUGAUCCGGUUGGCUCCGUUCAUCCGCUCCAAGGUCCUCUCCGAAGGGACCUUCGGUGUCUCCCAUACACGUGUUCCCACCGAGUCUCGACCGGGCCAUGUUGCCCUAAUUGCAGGCCUAUACGAGGAUGUUUCAGCAGUUACGACGGGAUGGAAGCUGAAUCCGGUCAAUUUCGAUAGCGUGUUCAAUCAGAGUCGACACACAUGGAGUUGGGGUAGUCCCGAUAUCUUGUUAAUGUUUAGGGACGGUGCGGAUCCUGGCCGAGUUGAUGCGGAUACAUACGGGGAAGAGAUGGAGGAUUUCAGUAAAGAUGCCCCACACUUGGAUACAUGGGUCUUUGACAAAGUGCAUGAGCUUUUUGAGUCUGCCAAGAGUGAUCCGGAGCUAGAUCGGAAAUUGCGCGAGGACAAGUUGGUUUUCUUCCUUCAUCUGCUUGGACUGGAUACCACUGGACAUGCGCACAGACCUUACUCUAAAGAAUACUUGAACAACAUCAAGGUUGUCGAUCGUGGUGUCCAGGCGGUUACAAAGCUGGUAGAGGAUUUUUAUGCAGACGACAAGACUGCUUUCGUCUUCACGGCCGACCAUGGAAUGAACGACUUGGGAAGCCACGGCGACGGACACCCCGAUAACACACGGACGCCUCUUGUUGCAUGGGGCUCUGGUGUUGCAAAGCCACUACCCAAUACUCCUGGUGCUCCCACCGGCCACGAGGAUGGAUUUUCGUCGGAUUGGGGAUUCGACAAGGUCCGACGACACGAUGUAGAACAGGCCGAUGUGGCCGCUCUCAUGGCCUACCUCGUCGGGUUGGAUUAUCCUGUCAAUUCUGUUGGUCAAUUGCCAUUGAAUUAUCUUGAUGGCAGUCCUAAGGAGAAGGCGCUGGCCGCUCUUGCCAACACACGGGGCGUGCUUGAGAUGUACCACGUUAAGGAAGAGCAGAAGAGAGCAGCCAUGAUCCGCUAUGUUCCCUUUGAACCUCUGUCCGGUGAUGGUGAGACUUCAAUUGAAGGUCGCUUUGCGAACUUGGAAGCUCUGAUUUCCAAUGGGGAAUAUGAGGAAUCAAUUCGUCUCUCUUCCGAAUUGCUACUUGCUGGUCUCGAGGGCCUGCGUUAUUUGCAGACCUACGAUUGGUUGUUCCUAAGAACCAUUGUUACUCUAGGGUAUCUUGGUUGGAUCGCCUACUCCUUGACCACUGUGAUUGACUUGCAUGUCUUGCAUGGAACGUCUGACUCUCAUCGCACAACAGCCAGUAUCUCAUUCUUUUCGUCUGUCUUGGUGGCUCUGUUUUCUGUGUUCCUUUAUCAGAGCUCUUCAUGGCGCUACUACUUCUAUGGAUUUUUCCCUGUUUAUUUCUGGGAAGAGGUCUUCGCUCGCAGAAAGGCUCUCAUCGCUGGCCGCCAGAUUGUUCUAGGACACGUCCGCUCUUUCAAAGGGUAUUUGAGUUUUGGACUGCAGCUGGUAGCCUUUGUUGGUGUUCUAGAAGCACUCGUUCAAGCUUAUUACCGCCGAGAGAUUUUGACCAUCUGCUUUGGAUUGGGUGCUCUGUGGCCCGUUGUCUAUGGCUUUGGGUUUAUCCGCUCCCAUGUGUUCUUGGUCGCAACAUGGGCACUUGGCUGCGCUCUCAUGGGUCUUUUUACUCUUCUCUCUGUCAUCAAAAUCGAGGACGUUGAUACUAUUACCUAUGGAGGUCUUCUGAUGUUUUUCACUGGCCUUCUUUACUUGAUGUUCGAGGAUUCCAUCCUUGGCAAAAGCAGCUCUGCGCCUAAGACCGCAGGGGCAGUCAGUACCCUUGGAUCACGUAUCAUUAUGGGCGUCCAAGUUGGCUUGGUUCUUCUUGCCCUGAUUGUUACCAGAUCUAGCAUUUCCUUCCUUCACGCUCGCCAGGGCCUGCCUCUUGGCAACCAAGUCGUCGGUUGGGGUGUACUUGUAUUGUCGGUAAUCUUACCUUUCUUCCAUCGGCUGUAUCCUAACAGCCACUAUCUGCACCGUCUCAUGGUUAUCUUCUUGACAUUCUCCCCCACAUUCAUCAUCCUCACUAUUUCGUGGGAAGGCUUGUUUUACUUUGUGUUCUGCUUAACCCUGCUUACAUGGGUUCGCCUUGAGCACGCCAUUUACGUCCAUUCGGGAUCCAAGGAGGUCAAAUCGACCGGGCCAAGCAACGGAUUGGUGGCCACAUCCGAUUCUGCGCCAACUGGAUCCGCGACUGUUGAUGGUCAGACAUACCAGUAUCGUGCGCUCACCGUCUCCGAUGCCCGUGUGGCACUGUUUUUCCUCUUCCUGCUACAGUCAGCGUUCUUCAGCACAGGAAAUGUAGCUUCCAUCUCUACGUUCUCUUUGAACAGCGUUCGCCGUCUUAUUCCUGUGUUCGCACCCUUCAGUCAAGCGGCUCUCCUCAUCUUCCAAAUUCUUGUCCCCUUCGCCAUCAUCAGUGCGAACCUGGGUAUUCUCAACCGCCGAUUGCAGGUUGGACCCAGCGCCCUGUUCAUGGUUGUCAUGUCUAUUUCAGACGUGAUGACCCUGAACUUCUUCUACCAGGUCCGUGACGAGGGCUCCUGGUUAGAUAUCGGCAUGACAAUCACCCAUUACUGUAUCGGCAGCGUUCUUUGCAUCUUCGUUGCAGGCCUCGAGUUCGUCAGCGAGCAGUUUGUCAGCGGUGUGGACUUUGGUCCCAUUGGUCCCAUUGCCACGCCCCUGGUUGCAGUGGCGGAGGCUGUCAGCAAAUCUGCUGAAUGUGGGCAUGAACCCAAAGCGCGGCCCCCUAAUCCCAACCCCAAGCCUAAGGGCAAGGGUAAAAAGGCCCGUAAGGGUCAGUAA